AUGGCAUCAGAAGCAGAAAAAACAUUCCAGCGGUUUGCUGUCUUCGGAGAAUCAUCAAGCAGCGGCACUGAAAUGAACAACAAGAAUUUCUCCAAGCUGUGCAAAGACUGUGGUGUCAUGGAUGGCAAGACAGUCACCUCCACUGAUGUGGACAUCGUGUUCAGUAAAGUCAAGGCCAAGAAUGCCCGAACCAUCACUUUUCAGCAGUUCCAGGAAGCAAUGAAGGAACUGGGCCAGAAGCGGUUCAAAAGUAAGAACCCAGAUGAAGCCCUGGAGAAUGUUUUCAAACUCAUAGAAGGCAAGGAUCCAGCUACCACUGGUGUUACUAAAGCAACAACUGUGGGCGGGGUGAGCCGGCUGACAGACACCAGCAAGUACACUGGCACCCACAAGGAGCGAUUUGAUGAGAGUGGCAAGGGCAAAGGCAUCGCAGGACGGGAAGACAUGACCGACAACUCCGGCUAUGUGAGUGCCUACAAGGGUGCUGGCACCUAUGAUAAGAAGUUUAGCAAAUAA
Phyllostomus hastatus (greater spear-nosed bat) is the source of this 516-nucleotide messenger RNA. RefSeq names its product tubulin polymerization promoting protein family member 2 (gene TPPP2). Gene Ontology annotation, biological process: microtubule polymerization; positive regulation of protein polymerization; microtubule bundle formation. Lineage: Eukaryota; Metazoa; Chordata; Mammalia; Chiroptera; Phyllostomidae. Gene Ontology annotation, cellular component: microtubule. Bases 1 to 516 code for a protein of 171 amino acids. The transcript is spliced from 3 exons. Gene Ontology annotation, molecular function: tubulin binding. The record is from RefSeq and is a predicted model, not a curated record.